This is a messenger RNA of Thlaspi arvense, 1530 nucleotides long. Lineage: Eukaryota; Viridiplantae; Streptophyta; Magnoliopsida; Brassicales; Brassicaceae. The record is from the annotation of a GenBank genome assembly.
AUGAAUUUCCGUAAUCUGAUAGCUUCCGGUUCUCGUCUCGGGAAGAGGUUCUGCACGACGGUCUUCGCUCCGGCGGCGGAUGGCGUCGAAGCCUCUGUUUCUGCUCCGACGGCGGCGUCAAGGAAGCGAAUGAUUUACCAAAAACUGUCGAAGCUUCCUGUGACGGGAGGGACAGUGGCACAGACGUUGAAUCAGUUCGUCAUGGAGGGUAUUACGGUCAGAAAAGAAGAGCUCUUUCGCUGCGCUAAGGACCUUCGCAAAUUCCGUCGACAUCAACACUCCCUUGAGAUCUUUGAAUGGAUGGAGAUGAGGAAAAUGACACUUUCUGUCUCGGAUCAUGCAAUUCGUUUGGAUCUAAUUGCAAAAACCAAAGGCUUAGAAGCGGCUGAAAACUACUUUAACAACUUAGAUCCUUAUGCAAAGAAUCAUCAAUCGACUUAUGGGGCGCUCAUGAACUGUUACUGUGUGGAACUCAAGGGAGAAAAGGCAAAGGCUCAUUUUGAGAAAAUGGAUGAGCUCAAGUUUGUUAACAAUUCGUUGCCUUUUAAUAACAUGAUGUCUAUGUACAUGCGGUUGGGUCUGCCCGAGAAGGUACAAGUGCUUGUGGAUGCGAUGAAACAGAGGGAUAUAUCUCGCUGUGGGAUCACGUACUCUAUAUGGAUGCAGAGCUGUGCAAGCUUAAACGACUUGGACGGAUUAGACAAGAUUAGAGAUGAAAUGGGCAAAGACAGUGAAGCUAAAACCACUUGGAAUACUUUCUCUAACCUGGCAGCAAUCUACACCAAAGCUGGUCUUUACGACAAGGCGGAAUCUGCGCUGAAAUCUAUGGAGGAGAAGAUGAAUCCUAACAACCGCGAUUCCCACCAUUUUCUCAUUAGUUUGUAUGCUGGAAUCUCGAAAGCUGCCGAGGUUAAUCGAGUUUGGGAAUCGCUGAAGAAGUCUCGUCCUGAGGUCAACAAUAUGAGCUAUCUUGUUAUGUUACAAGCGCUGAGUAAUCUCGGUGACAUGGAUGGGAUCAAGAAGAUUUUCACAGAGUGGGAAUCGAACUACCAGGUUUACGAUAUGAGGCUGGCUAACAUCGCCAUCAACACGUAUCUAAAAGGAGACAUGUAUCUAGAAGCAGAGAAGAUUCUGGACGGUGCCAUGAAAACAUGUAAAGGACCUUUCUCCAAAGCGAGGCAGCUUCUGAUGAUCCAUCUUUUGGAGAAUGGUAGAGUGGAUUCGGCUAUGAAUCAUUUGGAAGCAGCGGUUUCUGAUUCCGCAGAGAACAAAGACGACUGGUGCUGGAGCUCUGAGCUAUUCAGCUUGUUUUUUCUUCACUUUGAGAAAGCUAAAGAUGUUGAUGGAGCUGAAAAAUUCUGCAAGAUCCUGUCGAAUUUGAGACCUCUUGACUCUGAAACUGUGACGUUUCUUAUAAAGACUUAUGCAGCAGCAGAGAAAACUUGUCCUGAUAUGCGUGAGAGAUUGUUUCGACACCAGAUCCAAGUAAGCGAGGAGAUUCAAGACUUGCUUGAAACGGCUUGUCCUUAA